AUGUUGAGCGAGUCUGACAAGGCGAGGCUUCUAUGCGGAGACAAGGCGAGGCUUCUAUGCGGAGACAAGGCGAGGCUUCUAUGCGGAGACAAGGCGAGGCUUCUAUGCGGAGACAAGGCGAGGCUUCUAUGCGGAGACAAGGCGAGGCUUCUAGACGGAGACAAGGCGAGGCUUCUAUGCGGAGACAAGGCGAGGCUUCUAUGCGGAGACAAGGCGAGGCUUCUAUGCGGAGACAAGGCGAGGCUUCUAGACGGAGACAAGGCGAGGCUUCUAUGCGGAGACAAGGCGAGGCUUCUAUGCGGAGACAAGGCGAGGCUUCUAUGCGGAGACAAGGCGAGGCUUCUAUGCGGAGACAAGGCGAGGCUUCUAUGCGGAGACAAGGCGAGGCUUCUAUGCGGAGACAAGGCGAGGCGAUCGCCUCUCAACCUGAUUCUCCGGCCUCGCAGCCAUUUCUUCUUGUCCACGAUGAGGUGUGCUCACGCUUAA
This is a messenger RNA of Guillardia theta CCMP2712, 486 nucleotides long. RefSeq lists its product as hypothetical. The record is from RefSeq and is a predicted model, not a curated record. The transcript is spliced from 2 exons. Lineage: Eukaryota; Cryptophyceae; Pyrenomonadales; Geminigeraceae. Bases 1 to 486 code for a protein of 161 amino acids.